Molecule: messenger RNA, 552 nt
Organism: Symbiodinium sp. CCMP2592
Lineage: Eukaryota; Dinophyceae; Suessiales; Symbiodiniaceae
Source: the annotation of a GenBank genome assembly
AUGCUUGACCACCACGUCCUUAUGCAGUGGAAGGAUCCUGCUAGGACAGGAACCGCAAGCAUGCUACAUGCCAAACUGAAUUAUUUGGAUCCAGACCUUCGCGAGCUCAAGCGCAUCCUCUUGGCGGCCUGGUUCCCCGACAGGCUUCAUGAGCUUGAUCGGCCGGAAGCCGAUGCUCCGGAGCCUGCUGGCGAUGGAGAGGAUUACGAUCUUGAGGAGAGUGGUUUGGAGGCGGAAGAGGAUCAAGAUCCUGUAGCAGAAGAGGCUGAGGAGGUUGCAAGCCUCCCCGAGGAGCCUGAUGCUGAGGAGGUUGCAAGCCUCCCCGAGGAGCCUGAUGUUGCAGGCGAAGCCAUGGAGGUGGAUGGUGCAGGCGAUGGCCUGAACGUCGAUGGAGUGCCGACCGUGGAUGAUGUGAUGGUGCUGUCCGAUGAAGAAACCAACACUCCACCACAUAAGCCAAUGAGAAUGCAUUCUCUUUCUGGCUCCAAGCUUGAUGUGCCUGUGGGUUCCCGACUUCAGCUGCUGAAGAUGCAGCUUGAUGCUGUGAAGUGA